This is a messenger RNA of Oncorhynchus keta (chum salmon), 1436 nucleotides long. Its product is annotated as protein canopy homolog 2-like. Lineage: Eukaryota; Metazoa; Chordata; Actinopteri; Salmoniformes; Salmonidae. Gene Ontology annotation, cellular component: endoplasmic reticulum. The record is from RefSeq and is a predicted model, not a curated record. The transcript is spliced from 6 exons. Bases 159 to 722 code for a protein of 187 amino acids.
UUUACCGAAUGAGAUGGAACACCGUGGAAUUAACAUUUCCAAAUCGUUGUAGCGGUGGCUGAAAUUAACAAACAACAGGUAAUUAAUUACUGAUCAUUAAAUGUAAAAUGUUGUCUUUACUACACGUCAGAGACGGUUCUGCACAGUAGCAUGCACGAAUGGUGAAGAUGUGGCAUCCCUUGCAAUCACUUGCUCUGUGUGUGCUACUUGCUCUCUUUGUAAACCACUGCCAAGGAGUCAGGCAGGGCCAGGAUCUCAAAUGUGGAGCGUGUAGGGCCAUGGUGGAUGAGAUGGAGUGGGCAAUAUCUCAGGUGGAUCCUAACAAAAUGAUCCAGACCGGGUCCUUUAGAAUCAACCCAGAUGGUAGCCAGUCUAUUAGAGAGGUUCCUCUCGCCCGCUCUGAGGGUAACCUCCUGGAGCUAAUGGAGGAGGUAUGUGAGAAGAUGAAGGAUUACGGGGAACGCUUGGAACUCACCACCAGCAGGGAGACCUAUGAGAGGGUCACGUCUCGGAACGGCAAACCCAUGGACCUCUCAGAGGCUAAACUGGAUUCCAGAGUCACAUCCAGCCUGAAAUUUGCUUGUGAGACCAUCGUUGAACAAUAUGAAGACGAGAUCAUCGAAUUCUUUGCCCAUGAAACAGACAACGUGAAAGACAAACUCUGCAGCAAGAGAACAGACCUUUGCGACCAUGCUCUGCAAAUCCCUCAUGAUGAACUAUGAUUCCAUCCUACAGUUCACACAGCUCAGCUUUAUACACAACUACCUUCCACUUCAUUAGUGGGGCUGCAGACUAUUCAGAGCAGCUCCAGCACCAGGUGCUUACUGUCUGUAAUACAGGAAUGGGGGGAGUUGAAGGUUGUAGAACUCGACACUAGCUCGUUCUGCUCUAUCAAUCACAAGGUGCAAGGUAUAACUUAUUGGGCAACUACUGUUAAGAAAACACUCAUGACAUCAACUAUAUUCUCACAUUUGUGCUAUUGUGCCUCAACCUAUAUUGUCCUUAUGCAGGUGUGUAUGAUGUGGGUAGAACACUAUUGUAAUGUGUAUAUUACUGCAAUGAAUUCAAAUCAAGUGUAUUGGUUGCAUACACAUAUUUAGAAGAUGUAAUUGCGGGUGCUAUUUAUAGUAUUUCUAACAGAAGGUUGUAGCAAUGGGGGGGUAAUCACUCUGGAUGAUUUCAGGAGUUUAAAUGUUCAAGCUUACUCUUGAAGCAGAUGGUGAAUCAAAUUCUGUAACGAUAGUUAGAUAGUAAAAUUGUUCAACAUGGUUGCUGUGCUUGUUGCUUUGAUUAAUUGUAUCCUGUGAAUGAUGGAAAGGUUUGAUUUAUACUUUCUCCAGCAACUCCCAUUCCUCUUCUAUUUUGUGUAUUCAUCUUUUGUCAUGGUCAUCUGUUUUUCAUACUUUGUUGUAGAAAUAUAUUUCCAUCAAUCUGGA